Molecule: messenger RNA, 942 nt
Organism: Guillardia theta CCMP2712
Lineage: Eukaryota; Cryptophyceae; Pyrenomonadales; Geminigeraceae
Exons: 1
Coding region: 1-942 (313 amino acids)
Molecular function (GO): glycosyltransferase activity
Source: RefSeq, a predicted model, not a curated record
AUGAGUCCAUUGCACCACGCCCUUGUGAUCGUCUUCAUUCUCGGUGCGGUGUGCACGUAUGACACUAUCUCGCUGUCCGAGAGCAUCUACCAACGACGCAGGCACGUGCCAAAGCAGUGCAAUUUCUACGCCAGGGAGCAUGGCGCAGCAAGGUACGCGGUGGUGACACUGCUCACAACGAGCGAUUAUGUGAGGCUGGCAAGCACUCUGGGGAAAUCCCUCCUGCUCUAUUCGCAACUCCCCUGUAGCAUCGACAGGAUUGCCCUCAUCACCGCUGAAUCGAAGAUCACGGGGAGCAAGAUCACCGAACUCUCCGAUGCUGGUUGGGAGGUCCGGACGAUUCAGACGAUCCUCUCUCCCGAGCACAUCAACUGGAACACUGUCAACACCGCUCGGUACAUCCCUCUCCUCACCAAACUCCACAUCUUCAACAUGACGCAGUACGAAGCCGUGCUGUUUCUCGACUCCGACAUGAUCGCACUCGGGAAUAUCCACGUUCUCUUCACCGAUGUCCUGCCCGAGAUGAAAUACAGGAAGAUGCACAUGGGAUGGGUGAGGGACCAAGGCGGGACCUUCGCCAGGACUUUCAACACCGGUCUGCUCCUUGUCCUGCCUUCCACGGCCCUCUUCACCGACCUUAUGCGAUUCGUGAGAAGGGGCAAGUACGACACACUGUUCGCCGAUCAGGGCGUGCUGAACUCCUACUUUGGCCUUACCCAGUACGACAUCGACGGAAGGUUCAACGUGAUGACCAACAUCCCACAGGACAAUGCGACGCUGUACGAUUCCAUCCGUGACGAUGUCAGGAUAUUCCACUCGACGCUGAAGCCAACAGAUCCAUUCUACAUAUCGCAGUGCAUCUGGAUGAGGGCACACGAUCUCUGCCGUGCAUGGAAGGACCUAGAUAGCCUAGAUAUCAAGUUUAGACGGGCAAUAAACUGA